GAAUACUCCGAUCAUUAUCUUGUACAGGACAAAUCCAAAUUUUAUCCUUUAUUUUCUUUUUUUUAUCUAUCUUCAUUCUUAUCGUUUACUUGUUUCUUUCUCUUUUUUCUUUUUUUUUUUUUUAUAAAUAAUAAGAAGUAUAUCAGAAAUUUAAGUACAAAGAAGAAAUGGCAGUUGUCAAAGCAACGACUUGUAAAGAAGCGAUACGACGUUGGGAGGAAGAAAACAAACAGGAUCCUGCGACUGCAAAAGAAGUUAUUUUAAGUUUUCAAUGGCUUCCUAUUGAAAAGAUGGAUAACUCUUUGGCGUGUUUAACUGGAUGUGAAAGACUAUCUUUGUCGACGAAUAUGAUCGAAAAGAUAACAGGAAUUGGAACAUUGAAAAACUUAAAGAUCUUGUCGUUGAGUCGUAACGUGGUGAAAAGCUUUUCAGGUCUUGAAUCACUUGGUGAUACUUUAGAGGAACUUUGGAUUUCCUACAAUUAUAUCGAAAAAAUGAAAGGUAUUAGCGCAAUGAAAAAUCUUCGAGCAUUAUAUAUGUCUAAUAAUUUGGUGAGAGAUUGGAUCGAAUUUGGUAGAUUGCAAGAACUUACAAAUAUCCGAGAUUUAUCCUUUGUUGGAAAUCCAUUGUACGAUAGCCUUGAGGUGGAUCAAUGGAGAUUGGAAGUUGUUCGACGUCUGCCUCAUCUGGAAAAAUUAGAUGGUGAACCAAUUAUACGAACCGAGGAUAAUACGUGCAUUAAUCAAGCAAUAUUAAUUAAGAACGAUAGUUCGCCCCCAAAUUCCAAAAUUCCUGAAGAAAUGCCAUAA
Vespa mandarinia (Asian giant hornet) is the source of this 809-nucleotide messenger RNA. RefSeq names its product dynein axonemal light chain 1. Gene Ontology annotation, biological process: outer dynein arm assembly. Gene Ontology annotation, molecular function: dynein heavy chain binding; alpha-tubulin binding. The record is from RefSeq and is a predicted model, not a curated record. NCBI's taxonomy places the organism in Eukaryota, Metazoa, Arthropoda, Insecta, Hymenoptera, Vespidae. Gene Ontology annotation, cellular component: cytoplasm.